UAAAACUGCAGUUCAUCGCUGUUUUUUUUAAUCUUCUGCAAGUGCAAUUUUUCCUUAAAGAUUCCUUGGCGUAGAACUUCAGAGAAUUUCAAUAGCUUGGCAUUCAUCUGAUGUUAAAGUUGUCUUCUAUUUGAUACGAAAUUGGACGACUUUGUUGCAGUAAACCAUCAGUAGGUGUCCUAGCUAUACUCAUUAGGGUUUCGUUUUUCUCACAUCACUUCUUUGUUUAGGGUUUAUACGAUUUUCUUUUUCCUUGCUUGUUUGCUUUGUUGAGAACAAGGGGAGAAACUAAUGGAAGAAUACAAUCAGAUAAACGAAAAUAGCACUCCUAGGGGAAAUUUCUUGUACGCAUCUCAAGUUCUUGCUUCAAAUUCUGCCCCAUAUGGGAGAGCAAGUAGUGGCUCCAACGUGAGUAAUCAGCAAACCCAGAUACCUUUAACCUCUGUCCAUCUUCCAUCAAGUGAAUGCUAUCAAUCUGAGGGACGCCCAAUAGUGAAAACUGAAGCUAGUACUUCACAACAUGGCCAAAAAUUUCACCACCCUUUGUUGAGAGGGCAUCAAGCAAUUCAUCGCCAACAAGAAGUGAACGAAAGCUCCACUGAACUCGAAGCUAUCAAAUCGAAGAUCAUAGCUCAUCCUCAGUACUCUAAUCUCCUUGAGGCUUACAUGGAUUGCCAAAAGGUAGGAGCUCCUCCCGAAGUGGUGGCACGGCUAGCAGCUGUUCGACAAGAGUUCGAGGCAAGGCAGCGAUCUUCAGUGACAUCAAAAGAUAACUCAAAAGACCCGGAACUUGAUCAGUUUAUGGAAGCUUACUAUGACAUGCUGGUGAAAUAUAGAGAGGAACUAACGAGGCCAAUACAAGAAGCUUGGGAUUUCAUGCGGAGGAUCGAAGCUCAACUUAACAUGAUCGGCAAUGGUCCCGUGCGGAUCUUUAGUCCUGAUGAGAAGUGUGAAGGUGCUGGUUCAUCCGAGGAGGACCAAGACAACAGUGGCGGAGAAACCGAACUCCCUGAAAUCGAUCCACGCGCCGAAGAUCGAGAACUGAAAAAUCACUUACUGAGGAAAUAUAGCGGUUACCUGAGUAGUCUCAAGCAAGAACUCUCCAAGAAAAAGAAGAAAGGGAAACUACCCAAAGAAGCUAGACAAAAGUUGCUUAGCUGGUGGGAGUUGCACUAUAAAUGGCCAUACCCUUCGGAGACUGAGAAAGUGGCAUUGGCUGAAUCAACUGGUUUAGACCAGAAACAAAUCAACAACUGGUUCAUAAACCAAAGGAAACGACAUUGGAAGCCGUCCGAAGACAUGCAAUUCAUGGUGAUGGAUGGUCUGCAUCCACAGAGUGCAGCUCUAUACAUGGAUGGUCACUACAUGGGUGAAGGUCCCUAUUGUUUAGGGCCAUGAUGAUGUGAAAUACAACAUAUAUAGUAAUAUAUGUGUGUGUAUGUGUUGUGUUUCUUAGCGAGUCGCAUUGCAGUC
This is a messenger RNA of Hibiscus syriacus, 1473 nucleotides long. RefSeq names its product homeobox protein knotted-1-like 2. Gene Ontology annotation, molecular function: DNA-binding transcription factor activity, RNA polymerase II-specific; DNA binding. Gene Ontology annotation, biological process: regulation of DNA-templated transcription. The record is from RefSeq and is a predicted model, not a curated record. Lineage: Eukaryota; Viridiplantae; Streptophyta; Magnoliopsida; Malvales; Malvaceae. The transcript is spliced from 5 exons. Gene Ontology annotation, cellular component: nucleus. The coding region runs from base 292 to 1398 and encodes 368 amino acids.